Molecule: messenger RNA, 4061 nt
Organism: Rana temporaria (common frog)
Lineage: Eukaryota; Metazoa; Chordata; Amphibia; Anura; Ranidae
Product: SH3 and multiple ankyrin repeat domains protein 1-like
Exons: 12
Coding region: 1-3984 (1327 amino acids)
Cellular component (GO): dendritic spine; postsynaptic membrane; postsynaptic density
Molecular function (GO): ionotropic glutamate receptor binding; synaptic receptor adaptor activity
Source: RefSeq, a predicted model, not a curated record
AUGGGGGCCAAAUAUGCUCCCAGCUUGGCUAACCUAUUUAUGGCCAAGUGGGAGGAGGAUGUCAUCUUAGGUAACAAUGUACCCCAGAUUGCCCUUUGGGCAAGUGACUACAUCAUUAAAGAAAAGACUGUGCUGCUGCAGAAGAAAGACAGCGAAGGAUUCGGCUUUGUGCUGAGGGGAGCGAAGGCACAAACCCCAAUUGAAGAAUUCACUCCAACUCCAGCCUUCCCAGCGCUCCAGUACCUGGAAAGUGUGGAUGAAGGGGGAGUGGCCUGGCGAGCAGGGCUGCGGAUGGGAGACUUUUUAAUUGAGGUGAAUGGUCAAAAUGUGGUGAAAGUUGGACACCGACAAGUAGUGAAUAUGAUUCGGCAGGGAGGAAACAACUUAAUGGUAAAAGUUGUCAUGGUGACCCGUAACCCUGAAAUGGAGGAUGCCAUGAGGAAAAAAGUGCCUCAGCAAACAAAGCGAGUUACUCCACCUGCAAUAUCACUACGUUCCAAAUCCAUGACAUCAGAAUUGGAGGAAAUGGUGGAAAAAGUUUCUCCUUGGAAAAAGAAAUCUGAUUAUGAACCAACUCAGAACACUGAGAAGAAAAGGACGGUGUACCAAAUGGCACUAAACAAGCUGGAUGAGAUUCUGGCAGCAGCCCAACAAACCAUCAGUGUGAAUGAGAGUUCGAGCCCAGGUACACUGGCAUCACUUGGAACGUCACGAAGUGCGGGGAAGGGUUUUUUCUCCUCUGAGCCAAGUUAUGGUCAGCAUAGAGUCCCAAGUGCGCAGUCUGUCUUUGAGGGUCCAUCCUAUUUGUCCUCUUCGCCUUCCCAGGCAUUGAUGCUACGACAGAAAUCUAUUGGUGCUGGAGAUGAUGAAAAGCCAUUCUUGUCUGCACCCCCGAUAAAGUUCAACCGCAGUCUUUCUGUUCCCAGUUCAGAAGAUAUCCCUCCUCCUCCAACUACUUCUCCUCCAGAUCCACCAUACAACACUGCCCCUUCAUCUUCACCCAGGGUUAGCCCAGUUAUGAGAUCUAACUUCAAUCACAGUGGAGAUUCUAAAAUUUUCUCCCCUACCAUGCGUCAGGAGUCAAGUAUAUUUGACCAGCAAAUGAUGGAAGCAUCUCAGCGACGGGAGAAACUGCAGCAACUAUACCAUCAAGAUUCUGAACAAGGAGCAGAUGACCAGAUUCGAAUGGGGACACCUAACAUGAGAAAUUGGAGGUCCCAGGCUCAGGAGAUGCGUUAUUUCAAUCUACCUGCUAGAGCAGCCAGCACGGCAAUGUAUGUCCCACCCAAAGCAGUGCGUCGAAAAGGUCAGCUAGUGAAACAGGUAAAGGUGGAAAAUGAACAGCAGCAGCACUUGCAACAGCAGCAGCAGCAGCAAUACCAAUCACAUCACCAGCAACAACAGGCCACCAAAUCCCAUGAAAAAAGUUCCAUUGCCAUUCCUACAAUUAUUAUAAAGGCCCCAUCAACCAGUAGUAGUGGAAGAAGCAGCCAAGGGAGUAGCAUGGAAGCUGAAACCCAGCCAGAUCCUAUCCCUUCUUUGCAACUGAGAGAUAACAUUGACUUCACAAGCCAGUUUGGAGCAGCUAUUGUCGGUGCAGCACGGCGGGACCGUGAGUGGUUUAAUGAAGCCCGUCGAAAGUCUGCUCUCUUUCUGUCUACUGAUGAAGAUACAGAGCCUAUCCCUGCUCCAAGAUUGAAGCAUUCCAAAUCUAUUGACGAGGGUAUGUUUUCUAGCGAACCAUACAUGCACUUGAAUGUUCCCACCAAUUAUGUGGCCCCUGUAAAUAGGGACAUUUCUACUGGAUACUCCUACCAGCCCAAAUCUGGAAAGGUAUAUGGACCCAGUACCACUAGCGCAUUUAGCACUGUGUGUUCCACUUAUUUACCACAGCUACAGUCAUGUUCCAGUUCAAUGACAAUGUCCAAUAUUAACCCAGUUGGAGGAUCCAUUCCCCUUAUACAUCCUUUGACUGGGAAAAUACUAGAUCCCAGUUCCCCUCUAGGCCUUGCUUUGGCAGCAAGAGAAAGAGCUUUAAAAGAGUCACAACAGCAUACGAAGAAUGAAAUAGAAGAAAGAAAGUCACGCCCCUCAUCUCCACGGUUUGCUGAGCAAAAGUCACCAAUAGAAUCUCGAAGCAGCUCACCCCAUCGACUCUGGGAUUCUGGCCCAGUUAAAAGAAAAGAGAUGGAUUACAAGCCUUCUAUGAUGUCCCAGGCUGGAGAGAGAAAAUCAGAUGAGAGUUCUGGUCACCGGUCCCCAGCACUCUUGUUACUCCAAGGAGUUGAACAUGGUAAAGCUUGGGAGAAGAGGACAGAAGGCCAAGAAAAGACAGAAUUACAUGUUCGCUUUAUGGAUAACUCCACUCACAAGGAUGAACAAGAAAAUAAUAGGAUGUCGAUGAGUAAGGAAUCAAGAAAUGCAAGGCCAUUAGUCGGCACAACCAUCAACCAUGCUCCCUUACCUAGCACAAAUGUGGGGCCACAUGAGACAAACUCCAAAGAGAACGGGCUCCCAUUAUUAGUUUUGCCUCCCCCAGCACCAUCUAUUGAUGUUGAUGAUGAAUUUCUAUUUACAGAACCGCUCCCUCCACCAUUAGAAUUUUCAAAUAGUUUUGACAAGCCUGAUUCCCCACCAGGUGCAUCAGGUGGGGCAUCAGCGUUACCUCCUCCUGUACCCCCGCCUCCACCUGAUUCCGGUAACAAUCCUGCUCUUGAUUCUACAACGUCAAGUAUCACAUCUUAUGACAGUGAAGUAGCCAAUUUAACUCAGACAACACCAGAACUCAAAGAACCUCAUGUCAAUUUCUCAUCUGUUGUGUCAUCGAUCCAAAUACCAGCUUCAGACACCAUAGAUACUGUGACUGAUUCUGGUAUAGAGGAAAUUGAUAGUCGAAGUAGCAGUGACCACCAUUUGGAAAAUAUUAGUAGUGUUUCUACUUUGUCAAGCAUGUCUGGGCUUUCAGCAGAAGGAACAGAACUUCUAGACACUUAUAUCACUUAUCUAGAUGGGCAAGCAUUUGCCCAGCCUGAAAAAGCUGUUCUCCAAAAUAAAAUACGGUCCCGAACUUUCCCAAGCAGAACACCUGGAUUACUCAGAGAUCCCAUCACUGCCACAAGUACUACUAUUUCAGUUGCACCAUGCACAGACAAUGUCUUUACUCUAACACCAUCUAAAGGGCCUUCACUCUGUGCUCCUGCAGAGGCAGCCAAGGAUUCUCAGCGGAAAUCUCCCACUCUGCCUUGGGAAGAUUACUCCCAGGAAAAAACUUCUCCAGUCUCUACAGUAAAAGCAAAUAUGAUCACAGAGUUAAGUUCCAAGCUUCAGCAUAUAAGUGGAGUUUCUUGGUCAAGGCCACCAGAAUCCGCAGUAUCAUUUACACCAGAGAGACCAACCUCGAUACAGAGACAUAGGAUAGUGGAUGAUUCUUCUGCUUCUUUAAUCUCUUCUAAACCUGUGAGCAGUCUAUUUCACAACUGGCCUAAAUCCCCACAGCCUACUCCAAAACAUCCCAAGAGUGUGGAUUUUGACAUUCGACCAACCCUGAGAAGAGCACCAAGUCCAUCAGCCUUGCCAACGGAGCACAAGAUAAGCCCUACACCACGUCCCUCUUCUUUACCCAUCUUGCCUUCUGCCCCUGUUUACACGGGGGUCUUUGACCUGAGGGGCUCCCCCACAGCUGGAGGAGAUAACUUCCCUGGCUUCCAGACGGGCAGUAGGUCCCUAUCCCCAACACAUUUCAUUCUACCCCCGACAGAAAAAUCAUUUGCAUCUAAGCCCAUCCAUUUCUGGACAAAGUAUGAUGUGGCUGAUUGGUUGGAGUAUUUAAAUCUUGGUGAGCACCGAGAACAUUUUCUAGACAAUGAGAUUGAUGGGAGCCACUUACCAUCACUGACCAAGGAGGAUUACAUUGAUCUGGGAGUUACCAGAGUCGGCCAUCGAAUGAACAUUGACCGAGCUCUGAAAUUCUUUUUGGAGAGGUGAUUUAAAGUCAUUGGGUUCCAUAGUUUUAACAUCUCGGCAUUCAUCCCUACAAACCUAUAAAGAUUUGGUACAAGGUC